AUGACUGCCCCAGAAACCAUCUCGCGCUGGGAAACACAGCUGUCCGCCUGGUACACCACCACCAGCGAGGCUCUGGCCCAGGCGGCCCAAGCCAAGCACAACCUGGCCAUUUUGAGCGCCAGGCGCCAGCUGGACGGCUCGUGGCUCCCCGAGGGCGUCACCGAUGUCGACAGCUACCGAUCCCAGCAACUGCAGCACGUGCAGUACCUCGGAUCAGACGUGACCACCUGGAUCUACCACGACAUUGGCAAGGAGCUGGCCAACAAGCUGCUGGAGAUCAAGAGCCCAGAGGACGAGACCAAGGCCACGGAAAUGCUCAACCAGACGCUGCUGCUGCUGCAAAAACGUCACGCGCAGGAACUGGGCAAACUGCGGACCGACGAGGCCACCCAGCAGAUUCUGCUGCCCCUCACCAAAGACGAGAAACGGCCUGCAACCCAGACUGAUUUCUUCAAAAUGAUGAAGGAGAUGGAGACUGGCCAAGAGGGAGGAGAACGAGACCACCGGCCCUUCACCAGAGAUCAGGUCAACAUCUACUACAACGACUGGCUGGAGAAAGAAAAAGAAGAGAAGGAAAAGAAGGACAAGGACAAGAAUUAG
This is a messenger RNA of Yarrowia lipolytica CLIB122, 600 nucleotides long. RefSeq lists its product as uncharacterized. Lineage: Eukaryota; Fungi; Ascomycota; Dipodascomycetes; Dipodascales. The record is from RefSeq and is a predicted model, not a curated record.